Molecule: messenger RNA, 2984 nt
Organism: Drosophila novamexicana
Lineage: Eukaryota; Metazoa; Arthropoda; Insecta; Diptera; Drosophilidae
Product: N-acetylneuraminate 9-O-acetyltransferase
Exons: 3
Coding region: 166-2742 (858 amino acids)
Source: RefSeq, a predicted model, not a curated record
GCAAAGCGAAUCAACGGCUGCAUAAACCGAGUUACUGCGCUGUGAAAAGCGUGUGCAACCGAAGGACAGCACAAAAAUUGGGCCAAAGAUGCAAACGGCCAGCAGGUAAAAUUAACACUCACUGCCAACGACUCACCCAGACUGAGAUUCGCGAGCGCGGUUACCAUGGAGUUGCGCGAGCUGCGCGCUGCUGCUGCUGCUGGCAACAACAGCGCUGGCGAGCUGGGCGGCAUUUGCAUUGGCAGCUCCUCGGAGGACGGUGUCCAGCGCAUACCGACCCGGGCGGAUUUGUUUAUGGAACAGCUGAAUGCGACAAAUGCCAAAAAGGUGGCACUGCUGCUUGUGCUCGGCUUUGUGCUCUACCACGGCCUGCUCAAUUGGAACUACGGCAGCGACUCCUGCCAAUGGCUGCUCUCGAAGGGCCGCUUCAAGGGCGACAACGAAUGGCAGCCCUACGGCUGCAUGAUGCACAAGUACUCCUACACCGACACGCGACGCUGCCUGCGCUAUUUGGCCUUCUUUGGCAACAAGAACAACUUCGUCUUCAUCGGGGACAGAAGCGUGCGGCUUCUCUAUGACCGUUUCGUGGAGCAGCUGCAGCUGCCGCAGGCAUCGGCCAGCGAGACGGGCGACGACGUGGACGUGGAUGAUGAGUACGAUAACAAUGCCUCGGCGCGGGCAAAUGUUGCCCGUUUCGAGGACAAAAAACUGGACAUACUUGUGCAGUAUAUUGGCGCCAUGGAGGUCAGUCCGGCGCUGAUCGAUCGCCUCUACCAGCUGGAGCAGGAGAAGCAACUGUCCUCCGUCUAUGUGAUGGGCCUCACCUAUGGCUCGCUGCUCGCCGGCAACGUAACCGACGAGUUGUUGCGUCAAUAUAGCGUCAAUUUGACGCUUCUUGUGGCGCCCAUCCAUCGCCUUGUGGCGCAAACAUCUCGCGUUCUUUGGAAGCUGGCGGAGCGUGUCGACGAGGAGAAGCUGCCGCCCGCCUGGAAGCUGGUGCUCAACGAGGACAUCGAUCGCCUGAACAAUGUGGCGCGCAAUGUGUUCCGCUAUACGGACGCCAGCGUCUGGGAGUCGGCCGGUCACAUUGCCAAUGGGCUGCUGGACAAUGCCAUCGAGGGGCAUCGGCUGAGCGCGCACGGCCAACGACUCGAGGUGCAGCUGCUAUGGAACAUGUACUGCAACGAUCAGAUGAACUAUAACGAUGGCACCUGCUGCAGCAGCGCCGAGCCGCACACUAGCCUUCAGAUUGUCGCAUAUGCUCUCUUUGGUGUUUGCAUUGCGCUCGUUGGCGGCAUCUGUCUGCGCCGCUGGCUGCUCCACAUGCGCGGCCAGACGCUCUACGUGCCGCUCCAGCAGCAGCAGCAGCAGUCGUCGCAGUCAUCCUCCGCCUCGUCGCACUCGCAUCAUCCGGCCAAUGCGCUGGCCGUGCUCAUCACGGACUAUGGCACACCGCUGGUCGCGCUGUCCCUGCUGGGCCUCAUCAUGGCGUAUUUCUAUCUGUGCGAUCGCACCAAUUUCUUCAUGAAGGAGAACAAAUACUACUCGGAGUUUAGCUUCUGGAUACCCGUGGCGUAUGUGUUUGCUUUGGGCCUGUUCUUUACGGAGGAGUCACGCUUCACCAAGGUGCUCAAUCGGCAGCAGACGGACGAGCUGCGCGGCUGGAUUCUGCUCGUGGUGCUCAUCUAUUAUAUGACCGGCGCCCAGCGUAUUCUGCCCAUUCAUAUGCACAUCAAACUGCUCAUUUCGGGCUAUUUUUUUCUAACCGGCUACACGCACUUCACCCACAUCUGGCAGACGGGCGGCUCCGGUUCGAUGUUUGUACGCUUCUUUCAAUCCAUGUUCCGGCUCAAUUUCUUGAGCAUACUCCUGUGCUUCUGCAUGAACCGGCCGUAUCAAUUUUAUUACUUUGUGCCCCUGCUCUCGUUCUGGCUGUGCGUCAUCUAUUUUGUACUGUCGCUGCCGCCGCGCAUCACCAGCGCCUCAGUGGACGCCAAUCCUCUACACUAUCUCUAUCUGGUAUGCAAAUGCAUUGGCUGUCUGGGCGUCAUAACGGUGCUCUUCAUGUCCGAGGUCUUCUUCGAACGGAUCUUUGUGACGCGUCCAUGGAAAGCGCUGUUCGUGACCACCGAUGAUGACAUUCACGAAUGGUGGUAUCAAUGGAAACUCGACCGGUAUACGGUCACCUUUGGCAUGAUCUAUGCGGCCUGCUUCCAUAUUGCCCAGAAGUACAAUGUCUUCGAUGACAACAAUCAUGGCAAUCUGUUCUCGCGCCGGACAUCGAUUUCGGUCACAUUGCUGGCCCUGCUCGGCGUGGGCAUCUAUACGGCGUUCUCGUUGCUCUGCCGCAAUGUCCAGAACUGUGAGGAGAUCCACUCCUAUAUCCUGUUCAUACCGAUUAUCGGAUAUGUGGUGUUGCGCAACAUUUCCGGCAUUCUGCGCACCAGAUACUCCAGUUUCUUUGCCUGGUUCGGACGCAUCUCUCUCGAGCUGUUCGUCUGCCAGUAUCACAUUUGGCUCGCCGCCGAUCGACAUGGCGUCCUGGUGCUGUUGCCCGGCUUUCCGACGCUCAACAUGAUCAUCACAUCGUUUAUAUUUGUGUGCGCCUCGCAUGAGGUGCAUCGGCUCACCCGAAUCCUGUUGCCCUAUGCCGUGCCCAACGAUUGGCGCCUGGUCAUGCGCAAUCUGGUCAUCUUUCUCAUUGUCCUCAUACCAGUUGCCCGAUCCGAUGGCAUGUUCUAAUUGUUGGUCAGGUGUUGGCAAUCAAAUUGCCCGCCACAACCUACGCGCAACACGUUCGCAUACCCUGCUUUUAAAAUGGAAAAUGAGCAUAUUGGUGUGUCUGUCUCAUAAUCACAGUUUGAAAGUCACUUUACAAACUUUUUUAAUCUUCAUUUUUUUUUUUCUGUGAGCAGGGUAUUGCGUAGUCGACUACAAAGUUUGCGCUGUUUUUUUUUUUUUGUUGUUUUCCAAAGGUAUUUCAA